AUGCUUUCAAAGCCGAUUCCCGGAGAAAUGUUAUACCUUUAUUUAGCUGCGUCAGAUACAGUAGUAAGCUCAGCCCUGAUUAGGAAAGAUGAUGUCAUUGAGCUCCCUGUGUAUUACGUGGGCAAAGGUUACACUUUGGCAGAAAGUAGGUACCCGGACCUUGAAAAGUUGGCUCUGGCACUCAUUGUAACUGCCCGAAAGCUACGACACUACUUCCAAGCGCAUUCUAUCACCUUAUUCACCAACUGCCCUCUCCGGCACGUUCCCCAGAAACCAGAGGCGAGCGAGAGAUUGGCCAAAUGGGCGAUAGAGUUGGGUGAGUUCGACAUACACUACAUGCCAAGAGUAGCCAUCAAAAGGCAAGCGGCUGCAGAUUUCAUCUCGGAGCUAACCCCCAUGAAGGAACACGAGGAGUACCCUGAGAUUGAGAAUGAGGUAACGGUGGCCCCCCGGAGUGUUGAGCCGGGUUGGAAGUUGUACGUAGAUGGCUCUGUAACUAAAGAUAAGAGUGGAGCGGGAAUAAUACUGGUCAGCCCGGACGAGUUCAAAUACAAGUACGCCUUGGAGUUCAAAUUCUCCACAUCCAACAACGCGGCCGAGUACGAAGCAUUGAUCAGGGGACUGCAGCUGGCACAAGAGAUAGGGGUCAAGAGUGUGCAGGUAUUCAGCGACUCACAGCUAGUGGUGAACCAGGUCAGCGGCACCUUUGAGGCCAAGGAACCGCAUCUGAACUCCUAUCAGGUAUUGGCAAAGGCUUUCCUGAGCAGGUUUGAAUCUGCAACGGUCACUCAGAUCCCCAGGAAGGAAAAUAGUAACGCUCAUGCGUUAGCAAGACUUGCCACUGGCACCCGUCAAAAAGGGCGCAAGAAGGUCAAGGUCGAGAUCCUGGAUAGGCCCAGCAUCAGCAAAACGAUCUCGGAGAUAUUCGCCAUCACCGUUGGCCCCAGGGAGCCCACGUGGAUGGACCCUAUCAUCGAGUUCCUUAAAGAGGGGGUUCGCCCAGAGAAUAUGUCACAUCCCAACCCGUAA
This is a messenger RNA of Fragaria vesca subsp. vesca, 1029 nucleotides long. RefSeq lists its product as uncharacterized. The record is from RefSeq and is a predicted model, not a curated record. The coding region runs from base 1 to 1029 and encodes 342 amino acids. The transcript has a single exon. Lineage: Eukaryota; Viridiplantae; Streptophyta; Magnoliopsida; Rosales; Rosaceae.